Camellia sinensis is the source of this 992-nucleotide messenger RNA. Its product is annotated as embryo defective 3006. Gene Ontology annotation, cellular component: MIS12/MIND type complex. Gene Ontology annotation, biological process: chromosome segregation. The record is from RefSeq and is a predicted model, not a curated record. Lineage: Eukaryota; Viridiplantae; Streptophyta; Magnoliopsida; Ericales; Theaceae.
CCCGAUUCGUUGAUUACUUCUGACAAGAAUCCAUCCACCCGCCCCAAACACACAGACGCGCCUGCCUGUCAACCUCCCGCUCUCUCUCUCACACCAGGCUUGGGUCGGGAGUUAGUCAGAUCCUGAAGGCGGAUGGGUCAGGGAUCAUCAUCAUCAUCGCUGUUCUGAAAUAUAUCUUGGCACCUAUUACUUUAUCCAAUGGAGAGAACAGGCCUACUUCCUUUUCCUGGAUCACGACAGUUGAAAUUGAAAAAAUCGUUUAAGCUGGGCAUAUGUUCUCUGCCAAUGACAUGUUCAAAAGAGGAAAUCUCUAAAGCAUUUGGGAGGUUUACUAAUGCUGAGCAAGAAGCUCUCCAUCGGCUAUUUAUUCAGGUUCUUAAUUCUUUACAUGAAAAUAUAGAGGAUGAAUUUGAGUCAAUAUGUCUUGAGACACAGGCAGGCACCAUUCUUGAUACUGUAGAUCAACUUGUGGAAGAACAGAGCCUGGACUCUUUGUGUUCUGAUAAGACUGAUGUGGGAGAUGUUUGGCAGAAUGUUUCGACAGUGAAGAAGAAUGAGAUCCAACACUUAACGGGUGUGCUACAAAUGGCAGAAGAACAUAAACGUGUCAUGAGAGCUCGUGUUGAACGACUAAAGAAAGAAUUGCAAGAAUUUUCAGGCAGUGCAGAUGUUAUCGAGAAGAUCAAGACUGGGAUUUUGGAUUGCAAUGGGACAAGCAACAACAGUAAGCUCCAUGAUCUGCAACUGCUGUGACAUGUUUGUGUAUUGGUACAAAUGCAACCGUUAAAAUCCUUCAUUAUGUGGGACAUGUAAUGUGAUUACAGAAUAUCUAUCAGGCAUGAGUUUUAAACAUUUCUGAAUGUGGUUUUCUUUGUUUUGCUCAGAAUGCUUGUCUCUAUUUGCCACCUACACUAUAACUGCCAUUUAGAUCAAUGUAUUAAAGUGCAUUUAACCAUAAUUUUGAAAUGCCAAGAAACUUUGCUGUUUAUGAA